AUGUUGGCGGUGUGGCUGGCACAUGCCCGCUUCUUUUUCUUAACUUCUUCACCCUCACUCAACAUUUUCCACGGCCUCCCGACUCGCUCUCCCUUUAUCUCUGUUCUGCUCAUCCAACCCAAGUCCCCCCCACUUGCUCUUAUCCUUAACCACAACUGCCGCGUUUCGCUUUUUCGACCCACUUCUCGCUCAUUUUCUACCAGUAUUUCCCACGAGCCUCAUCCACUAUUUUCAGGAACUGGCCUGCCACUCAACAAAACUUUUCUCUCUAUUUAUCUCUCUAUUUAUCUGUCAAUCUCUCUCUCUGUCUCUCUCUCUCUCAUUCUCUCUCUGUCUCUCUCGCUCUCUCUCUCUCUCUGUCUCUCUCGCUAUUUGUCUAUCUCUAUUUCUAUAUAUCUAUUUAUCUAUCUGUCUGUCUGUCUGUCUCUCUUUCUCUAUCUGACUUUCUCUAUAUCUCUCUUUUUCUCCCUUUAA
Messenger RNA from Acanthosepion pharaonis, 474 nucleotides. The record is from the annotation of a GenBank genome assembly. NCBI's taxonomy places the organism in Eukaryota, Metazoa, Mollusca, Cephalopoda, Sepiida, Sepiidae.